Molecule: messenger RNA, 5032 nt
Organism: Xiphias gladius (swordfish)
Lineage: Eukaryota; Metazoa; Chordata; Actinopteri; Istiophoriformes; Xiphiidae
Product: bromodomain-containing protein 1-like
Exons: 10
Coding region: 321-3650 (1109 amino acids)
Biological process (GO): regulation of transcription by RNA polymerase II
Cellular component (GO): MOZ/MORF histone acetyltransferase complex
Molecular function (GO): protein binding
Source: RefSeq, a predicted model, not a curated record
ACACAACGUACCGCAUUGUUGUUGGGGGAAGAGAAGCUCGGGCAGCCGCUGAGCUCAGCCACUUCUGACUGCCUUUGAACGGUCCUAGCGAUCGGCGUGUGCCCUGAUCAGAGUAGAACAACCGGAACCGGCUCCGUCGCCCUGGAUACCUGCCGGUCACUCUCACGAUUUUACUCGGUUCAGCGCGAGCCGCGGCCGCCGUUGGAUGAGCGGACCGAAUGUGGAUUUAACUGCCGCUUCGCUCCUCAGGCCGCGCCGCCAUUGCUGCUGUUUUUACAAGCUGAAUUCGUGAAAACACCGAGGGUCUUUACGGCUUCAACAUGAAGAAAAAAGGUCGAAAUCACCGUCCGUCUGUGCUCAAGAGGGAUUCGUCUCCCAUCAAGCCGUCGCCCAACCGGGAGACACUGACGUACGCACAAGCUCAGCGAAUGGUGGAGCUGGAGGUCGACGGCCGUGUGCACCGGCUCAGCAUCUAUGACAAGCUGGACGUGAUCACUGACGACGACCCCACGGCUCAGGAGAUCAUGGAAUGCAACAGCAACAAGGAGAACAACGAGAAGCCCCAGCAGGUCCUGGUGCGCUCUGUGCGCCUCAAAAACAACCAGCAGAAGAAGAACGCAGCACUCACAGCCUCACAUGGCACCAGCGGCACCCACAGCAGUGCCAGUGGCCUGUUGGAGCCAAAGGUUAGAACGGUUGAAUACAAUCUGCCGGUAGUGCCGAGGAGGCCGGCACCAUAUUACAAAUACACGGAGAGAACGGCGGAGGAGCUGGAUGAGGAAGUGGAGUACGACAUGGACGAGGAAGACUACGCGUGGCUGGAGCUCAUCAACGAGAAGAGAAAGAGCGAGGGCAUCAGCCAGGUGUCGCACAACCUGUUUGAGUUCCUGAUGGACCGCUUUGAGAAGGAGUCGUACUUAGCCACACAGGGCCAGAGCGACCUGCAGUCACUGGUGGACGAGGACGCCGUCUGCUGCAUCUGCAUGGAUGGAGAUGGAGCAGACAGUAAUGUUAUCCUCUUCUGCGACUCUUGCAACAUCGCAGUGCACCAGGAGUGCUACGGCGUGCCGUACAUCCCUGAGGGCCAGUGGCUGUGCCGCCACUGCCUGCAGUGUCCGUCACGGCCCGCUGAGUGCGUCUUCUGCCCCAACCGCGGUGGAGCCCUGAAGAAGACGGAUGACGACCGCUGGGGCCACGUAGCAUGUGCUCUGUGGGUCCCCGAGGUCGGCUUCUCCGACACGGUUUUCAUCGAGCCCAUCGACGGCGUCCGCAACAUCCCGCCAGCCCGCUGGAAGCUGACCUGCUACCUGUGUAAGGAGAAAGGCGCCGGAGCGUGCAUUCAGUGUGACAAAAUCAACUGUUACACCGCCUUCCAUGUCAGCUGCGCCCAGAAGGCCGGCCUCUGCAUGAAGAUGGAGCCUGUCAAAGAACUGACAGCGUCCGGCGCCACCACCUUCUCUGUGAAAAAGACUGCCUACUGCUGCAGCCACACACCCGAAGGCUGCGACCGCCGGCCGCUCAACAUCUACGAGGAGCCGCACCUGAAAAAUGGAGCCUGCCACAAGAGGGCCGACAAGAUGGGGAAGGCCCGGGCCAAGGGCUGGCCGAAGAAGAAGAGUAAGAGAGUGGAGCCCGAACCAGAACCAGAACCUGAGACCCCAACGAACUCUGGUCCCAGUAUAACGGCCUCAAGUUUGGACACCAUCCUGAACCAGGUGGCGGUUCAGAGGAAGCGUCCGUUUGUCGAGAGGGUGCUGAGCUACUGGGUGCUGAAGAGGCAGUCGAGGAACAACGUGCCGCUGAUCCGCCGCCUGCAGGCCAACCCUCAGCCACCCAAAGUCAAGCAGAUGGACCGUAUGGAGACGAACCAGGUGCUGAAGGAGCAGCUGAAGGAGUGGCACCGCCUCCGCCAUGACCUGGAGCGAGCUCGUCUGCUGCUGGAGCUCAUCAGGAAGAGAGAGAAACUGAAGAGGGAGGAGAUGAAGCUGCAGCAGUCGGUGCUGGAGGUCCAGCUGACCCCCUUCAACAUCCUGUUAAGGGCCGUGCUCAGUCAGCUACAGGAGAAGGACCAGUAUAGCAUCUUCGCUCAGCCCGUUAGCAUCAAGGAGGUUCCUGACUACCUGGACAUCAUCAAGAACCCCAUGGAUUUCUCCACCAUGAGGAAACGCAUCGAUGCUCACGGCUACAGGAGCCUGGAGGAGUUUGAGGCGGACUUCAACCUCAUCAUCGCCAACUGCAUGACCUACAAUGCCAAGGACACAUUCUUCUACAAGGCAGCUCAACGGAUGCAGGAUCACGGAGGAGCCAUACUCCGCAGGGCCCGCAGAGAGACCGAGCGAAUCGGCUUCGACUUCCCCAGCGGGUUGCAUCUGCCCGAAGCCCCGAAAUUAGAGACGCCGCCCCCCUUCUCCUGGGAAGAUGUGGACCGCCUGCUGAGCCCCGCCUACCGACAGCUGACCCCUCUAGAGGAUCAGCUGAAGGAGCUGCUGGAGAAGCUGGACCUGAGCACGGCCAUGAAGCACAGCCCGUCCCGGAGCAAGAGGCUCAAACUGCUCAAGAAGACCAUCUUGGAGGUCCGCAGCGAGAUGAGUCUGAAGAAGUCCCUCCCUCCGCCAGCACCCGCCCCCCCGGAGCCCAGCCCGCCCCCCACUGAGUCAGAUGAGAAACCACUACCUGAACCCCCAGCAGAUCCCUGCACUUCACGGGAGGAGAAGUCUUUACCUCCGCCAACGUUAGAGCUGUUGACCUCACCAUCUCAGCUCGACACCUCACCCAGCAACUUGGAGCCGCCCCCUCUGAAGCCCGUCAAACCCAGCAUGGACCAGACUCCCAUGGAGCUUGACAGUGACACGUCUACCUCAGUACCCUCAGACCCCCCCAACGGGCACAUCCCAGACCCACUGCUCCCCAACGGCGACCUCACCACCGAAGCCUCCGGCGUCUGCAACCGACGGACCAACGUCCUCUUCCGCAAGUCCAAGAGUGCCAGCCCACAGAAACCACCCAAGACCCAAGAGGCAUCCGCUGUGCCGCCGCCGUCCCUGGGCGCCAAAACCUUCCUCUCAGUUGUGAUACCUCGACUGGAGACACUCCUCCUGCCGAAGAAAAGAACCCGCAGCAGCAGCGCCGACGGGGAGGAGGACGAUGAGGAGUCGCCUAUAAAACGCCUCGGCACAGGAAUAGCAAACGGUUUUGUGGUAGAGGAGGAGGAAAUCUCUCAGUCUCCUCGCCUGCUGGAGCCUCGCCGCCGCUGUGCCUCCGAGUCGAGCAUUUCCUCCAGUGGAAGCGUCCUCUGCAGCACGAGCACCGUCAUCGUGUCUAAAAGCGGUAAAGGGCGGCCGGCGGCAGCUCGACGGAGCACCGUGGACGACAAGAGCACUCUGAUGACCUGCAUCGAGAACGGAGAGUUCACCAAAGCUGCCAAGAUCUCUUCAGAUCAUGGACCCCAGAGUGCGGAGGACGGUGUGUCAGCACAACGGGGUGGAGCUUCCCCAGCCACCGCUGGACGUUCUCAGAGCCGGAGAGCGGAUGCAGUUCAGGUCCGCAGAGAAACUCUUCCUCGUCCACUUCUUCGACAGCAAGCGCAGCUGGUGAGGAACUCGCCGACCCACUUCGCUGUUGUGUCAGGGAAAAAGAAACCAGAUGGGUGAAAAAUAAAGUAUCUGAAAAACAAAAGUAAUCUGCCUAGAAAAGCAUAAAAUAAAGCAGGGGUUUAAUAAAGUAUCUUCUUUUUUGCCUUUGUUGAUUCCCUAGACGGUGAAUUUUGGAUGCGUAUUAUUGGCCAAAGAUUUCUCUUAGAAAGAUCUGAGAAAAGACUGCUCAGGAUCAAAGCUUUUCAAGAUCCUGUUUUGACAUGAGUCCUCAUGAUGUAGCUUAAUUUUUCAGAUGAUAAAAGGCUGACACAGUGAUUGAUUUUAUUAGGUAAAAGUGGUCAAAUUUAGAUUUGAGCACCCAAAGAUCUGGCCUGAUUCUUUGUCUUUACAGAUAAGGGGUUAAUGUAUGCUGUGAUUUUGUGGUUUAAGUGUCAGCAACAAAGACAGACAGUCACCUCAGUUUUGUCUUUAUUUAGCAACAGAUAAUUCUGGCACUUCGGUCGGUGUUAAAUGUACUGACACACGAGUCAUAGGACCACAGUCUUCCGGGGAAAGAAAAGUGUGUCAUCAGAUGAAUGUGGUCAGAAAUGUCGAUAUUUUCUAUGGGGCUUGGGCAGUUUGUGUAAUUUACAAACUGCACAAAGACUGUCACAUCACCAUGUAACAUUAGGUUGAUCAGCUGGAGUCAAAACAACUCCCUCAUCUCCAAAUAACAAAAGCAAACCAAAUUACCACCAACCAAAGAAAAUAAGCAGCGAGAAUCCAACGCACGCAUGCUCAGAUCUUAACAUUUGAAGCUAUUUAAGCAAGUAACCCAAUAAUGCAGUAAAACGUAACGUGCAUUUCCGCUGCGGUUCACAAGAUGGUACAAAAUGGGAAGCUGUGACACUAUUGAGUGGUUACAAGCCAACACCAUGAAAGUAAAACAUACUGUAGACACAGCAAGAAAUAAAUUGUACAGUGACAAUCAAUUUAAAAGCAAAUUAAAUGAAUAGUAAAUGAAUAAAACUAAUACUGGACACCUGGUCAAAAUAUAGCAAAGGUUGCAAAAGAUGAGUUCUGAGUUUUCUGAAAAUGGAACGUUCUGGUCCUUGAUUGAAGUCGGCUUAGCCGCGUUCGAAGCCCUGUGACCUGUGACCGCAUUACAUCAGUGUUCCCGCGCCAGCGACGGGGCUUAAAUGCCCGACACCGCAACGAGAGAAGAUUCUGGAGCAAAAUCCGAUUAAAACGCACCUGUACCAGCAAAGAGGAGUGCCAGCAUAGUUGAAUGCCGCUUCAACAAAUUCAUAAUUAAUGGCGAUAAGAGAUAAAUGUUGAUCAUCAUCCCGAUCUUUAAGCGGGCUUUCCACUGCGUCUGUGUGUUGCUUGGCAACCAUUCUGCUAAAUGUCGCUGAAAAACGACAUUGCUUGGCAGAAGGAUGAUUAUUUGUUAUCAAUAA